UCAUUGACGAAGGGGCAUCUAGUUGCUUCCUAGACAGGCAGAGCUUCGAAUAUGUGAUUGGGCGAAAGGAAAAGUUAACCUUACUAGCUCCGCCCGGUAUUGCUGUGACCCGGAAGUAGCCGCACAUGGUGUGCUGAGUGUGUGGCUCGGGUCUUGGGGGCUCUUCAAGAUAACAUCUUCCUGAUCCAGAAUGGUCUUUGCUGGAAUCCGGAGUCUGGUCUCUGCACCCUGGACAUGGGGAUCCUCCUUCUUUCGGACAGUUGUACCAAAUUACUCCGCUCUUCCACUUAUAGCGUCCCGAAGCAUGGCCACCCUGAAUCAGAUGCAUCGAGCUGGCAAACCCAAGCGUCCUCCUCCCAAAGUAGGACCUUUAGGUGGCUGUCCUCAGCUGAAGGGCGUUGUACUGAAGACCAUGAUCCGCAAACCCAAGAAACCCAACUCCGCAAACCGCAAGUGUGCCCGUGUGCGGCUUAGCAGCGGCAAAGAAGUGGUGGUUUUUAUUCCAGGCGAAGGACAUAAUCUGCAGGAACACAGCAUUGUCCUGGUGGAAGGUGGCCGCACACAGGACCUUCCCGGGGUGAAACUCAAAGUGGUGCGGGGAAAAUAUGACUGUGCCCAUGUGAAGAAAAAGUAGUAAGGGACAUUGGGCAACCUGUCAUUAAUUCUUCACCAAUUCCUGAGCCAGAGGGGUAUACAUCAACUCAUACAGCAAGGGGGCUUAUUUGGGGUCUUCCAGUGGCAUCCUUGUGUCUCCACCACUAAAAUUUCUCUCAGCCAGUUAUUUUGUGUUCCUUGGAGUCUCACUUUUGGUGAUGCAAUCUCUGAGAAUAAGAAUAAAACCUACUAGAAGUAGCAAGACUCUUAUAAUGGUUGCAGAAGAUGGGAAAAUCUGCUGUAGAGAUCUGACCUCUGGAACUACUAGAGAUAGUAGGAGGCUGAUGGGAUUAUUCAACCCACCUACAUCCAUCCAAGAUCAGUUAUGGACGAAGUGGCCCUUAGGGUUUUAUGGACUUCAGGAUUCGGUCUCUUGUGCACUUCUGUUUUCAAGGAAAUUUCUGCUAUUAAAAUAUUUGUAUUUUGUAAAUGUAUUUUAUUUCAAACGCACAUUUUUGGGGGAAGCAACAUAUAUUUUGGGAAUAUGAUGGUGUAUUUGGAAAUUCACUUUCCCUAUGUUUCCAGUAUGGUGCUAUGUUGCCUAGCACUACCACCUUACAGUAUCGGUGUCAUUUUUAUCAGCAAUGUAACAUGGUUAUAUGUAGAGUUGAGCGGACACCUGGAUGUUCGGGUUCGGGUCCGAACC
Molecule: messenger RNA, 1300 nt
Organism: Rana temporaria (common frog)
Lineage: Eukaryota; Metazoa; Chordata; Amphibia; Anura; Ranidae
Gene: MRPS12
Product: mitochondrial ribosomal protein S12
Exons: 3
Coding region: 191-634 (147 amino acids)
Biological process (GO): translation
Cellular component (GO): small ribosomal subunit; ribosome
Molecular function (GO): structural constituent of ribosome
Source: RefSeq, a predicted model, not a curated record